Molecule: messenger RNA, 1176 nt
Organism: Penaeus monodon (black tiger shrimp)
Lineage: Eukaryota; Metazoa; Arthropoda; Malacostraca; Decapoda; Penaeidae
Product: heparan sulfate 2-O-sulfotransferase 1-like
Exons: 8
Coding region: 58-1176 (372 amino acids)
Cellular component (GO): membrane
Molecular function (GO): sulfotransferase activity
Source: RefSeq, a predicted model, not a curated record
CUUCCAAACCGACGUUUUAACCCUCUCUCUUUCUCUUCGUUUCACUCGCUCGCAGUCAUGGCCAUUUUUCGGAGGACAUUGUUACCUAGUUUGUUUUUCGUGACUGGUCGUUGUGCCCGAAAGUUCUACGGUGUACUUCUGGUGAUAGCGUUGAGUACACCCUUCUACUCUCUUUACUUAGAGGGUAUUACACACAAGCUGGUUGAAAAACGAAGUUCUCCUCCGACACAGAAAGACAAAAGCGUACCAGAAGUUGCAAUUACGCCCACUGCGAGGAACGUGACACCUGAGCACACUCGCCUGCUUAUCUACAAUCGUGUGCCGAAGUGCGGAUCGACUACCACCUUUAAAUUACUCAACACGUUGCGGAAACUGAACAAAUUUCGCCACAGGAACUCGGAAAUCUACCACAGUGAAUGGCUCACAGUGGAGGAACGCAGACGAUUACUAAAGGGUCUUUACAAAUUCACCAGUAAAUAUCCCAGGAGUUUCGACCGUCACCUGUUUUAUUUUAAUGCUACGAGGCUGGGGUUCCAGCGACCGGCCUGGAUGAACAUCAUAAGAGAACCUGUUUCGAGGUUUAUCAGCGAAUUUUACUUCGUGAGGACCAGAGAACAGUGGAGCAUAGUUGAAUCUCUAAAGCAGAAGGAACGACCUCCGGAAUCUUGGUUCAACAUGCAGCUAGACGAGUGUGCGGCGGCAGGACAUCCGGAGUGCAGACCUUCACCUGGGGACAACAUGACCCUUCAGCUCACGUUCUUCUGUGGCCAUCAUCCCACUUGUCGGCAGGUCGGCAGUCGUUGGGCGCUGAACCAGGCCAAGUACCACCUGGAGAACAUCUACAGCGUCGUCGGCGUGUUGGAGGAGCUGUCUCUCUCCCUCCAGGUCCUCCAACACUACCUGCCUCGCUUCUUCAACAAUGUUGGGGCCCUUGAGCUCGGCUCUGGACACGUAGUACUGAACGAGCGACCGAGGGAAUACAAACCCACUGUCACCAACGCCACGAGGGGUCUGAGUUCUGAGGGGGUCAUUGUCUUUGACCUUCAGACGCCAAACCAAUGCAUUCUGUUCAAGAAGCCUUACGUGGGUGCUUCACAUCAAACCGUUGAAGUGAAGGCCAUAAAAGUGCUCAGUGUCUUAGAGGUUCUUUCUCAUCUAUCAUGGGCUACAGGCUGA